Lepisosteus oculatus (spotted gar) is the source of this 4181-nucleotide messenger RNA. It is a transcript of the gene gpr141, whose product is annotated as G protein-coupled receptor 141. Gene Ontology annotation, cellular component: membrane. Gene Ontology annotation, biological process: G protein-coupled receptor signaling pathway. The record is from RefSeq and is a predicted model, not a curated record. NCBI's taxonomy places the organism in Eukaryota, Metazoa, Chordata, Actinopteri, Semionotiformes, Lepisosteidae. Gene Ontology annotation, molecular function: oxysterol binding; G protein-coupled receptor activity.
UUGCUGUUUAAUCCCGUAUUAAAGUACAGUUUAUAAAACAGUGAAGUUGUAAAUCCCUUUCCAUCGCCGUUUGCGUAGGCAAAUCUCCGAUGUUUUAAAUUUAGGGGAUCUUCCUGUGGUCUUGGGGCCCCCUCUAGGUAGAGCAUGAGACUCGUCAUCUCAGGGGAGUGGGUUCGUGUCCCACGUCUUGCGCCGUGGGUCCUCCGUGUUGGAGGUUGGGCACAAGGCUAGCAACCCUGUUCCGUAAAAACGGAUAUUGCGGUAACAGCAGAAGGGAGGCAUAACGGGCGAACAUCCGCCCUGUGGUCUGUGCUCCGCAGUCAGUGUAACCCAUCUCAGUUGUGCUUGGAGCAGAGCUGACAGGCGUGCCGAUGCCAAACUUCACCGACAGACGCAAUGUCACAUACCUGUACUUGUUUUUGCGCACAGACAGGCACCUCUGGGCAGGUCUGUGUCCCAUGGAAGUAAACAGACUUUUAGUUAUUCUGCAGCGAGGCUGAGUGAAGAACGACGUCCUUGUGCAGAGCUGCUGUUUUCCUGGGUUUGGAGAGCGUUUAUGGAGAGCCGCUCGCUUCACUUGGAGAGACAAAUGGACGUGUCACUGAAUGGCGUUGCGAACAACACGACAGAUGCCAAGUACUGGCCCCUCAGGGUGGCGUUGAUCACGAUUUACAGCUGCGUCCUCCUGGGUGGCAGUGUGAGCAUUGGACUGGUGAUCUGCGUCCUGAAGUCGAACAUACGGUCCGUGACGACGACCGCCGUGCUUAAUCUCAUUGUGGUGCAUAUCAUCUUCCUGCUGACGGUGCCCUUCCGCAUCCAUUACUAUGUCACGGACACUUGGGAUCUGGGCCCCUUCUUCUGCAAGCUGGUCAGCGCCAUGAUCCACGCCCACAUGUACAUCGCGUUUGUCUUCUACGUGGCGAUCCUGGUGGUCCGAUACCGGUCCUUCUACCUGAAGAGGGACAAGGUGGAAUUCUACAGGAAGCUUCACGCCCUGUGGGCCAGCGCAGGGGUCUGGGGAAUCAUGCUGGUGAUCGUGCUGCCCAUUUACAUUACCAAGUACGGAAAUUCUGGAAACUAUACUUCAUCCCAGUGCUUCCGUUUUGAAAGUGAGCUGAAGGAGACUUACGUGGUUGUACUGAACUACGUGAUCAUUAUCAUUGUCGUGUUAGUUGCGUCUGGACUGAAGGGAUUCCAGAUGUAUAUCUUUUGGAAAAUCCUGAGAAGAUACAGGAGUGAGUGUUCCUCCUACCAGGAGUUCUGGGCACAGGUUAAAAGUUUUGCGUUUGUCAUGGUGAUGUUUGUAUGUUUUGUUCCAUAUCAUGUCUUUAGGAUCUAUUACUUAGUGAAACAGAAUAACGAGGAUGAAAAAAUGGACCUUCACUGGCAGAACGAAGUCUUUCUUGCCCUGACGGCUCUCAGCUGCUUUGACUUGCUAACCUUUGCAGGAAAAGCCUCUUGCAUUGCCUGCAACAGCGCGUGUAGUAAACUCAAGAGCUUCCUUCCAUGCUGCUGAAUGGAUGUGUGAAUGGAUGUGCUAUAUUGUCUUCUACGAAGAAUUUAAUUGCCACUCUUUACUUGCUAUAUCCAUGGCUCUGUUGCAAGUGGGCUACUGAAUGUAAAACAAAUUGAAUUGAAUCAGUAAAUUACUGAAUAGAGUGUUACUGCUUGGACCUCUGGUUUUUCGAAUUUGACAUUUUGAUUCCAUUGGUCAGGCUCCCGUAUUUGUUUACAGAAUAAUGUCAUUUCCCGUCACAGUGCUGUACAUAUAAUGGGGGACCCACUUUGGGCAGCUCAUCCACGGAGGCGCAGCCCCCCCGGGUGAUGCUCAGGGGAGCAGGUAGUGAACUGAGAUGUCGUGCCAGCAGUUGAAUUAAGAAGGCAUUUGAGGAAGGUCAGAAUUUUACAAGCCCAAGGUAGUGUUUAGCCAGGACAGUGGUUGACAGUCCAACUCGUCACACAAGUGCCAUGAGAUCAUUUUAUUGUGGUCCAGGGGUCAUGGCCAAUUAGUCAGUACUUUCCAAGAGUUGAACCCAGGGCCCCAGCUCAGUGAGGAAGCAGGGCUCACCCCUGAGCCGACAUGCUGCCCGGAGAUCAAAAGCCAUUCAGCUUCAAUAUUCACAAACUGGAACUGGUGAAGGCUAGAAUCAUCAGAAAAUCUUAAAGUUUUGUCUAAUUCUUCGACUCACAAUUAACUUAGGGAUGUCUGAGUGACUGUCUUUACAAUUUCAGUAUCUCACUUAUCAAAGGUAAGUAACUUGAGUACCCAGUCGACUUUGAUUUCAGUUAUUUUUUGAUGAUCACAUAUCUGUUUACUUGAGAAACAAAUUGGAAAGUAUUCAGGGAAAGAAAAUAUAUAGCGUAUGUGGACAGUGAAUUUUCCCUUCUUUGGAGCCUUUUAGCCAAUGGCAUAGGAUUUUAUAAUGCCAUAAAAAUUGUAAGUUGAGGUUAUUGUUUUAGCUUUUACCAAACAUAUGUAUUAAAAUCAGUCUACAUGAAAAGGAAACGUUGGUUCAAAAACAGCACCCUAAUUCUACUUCACUACUUUAUAUACUUAUACUGCCACCUUGUGGCCUCAUUUAGAGACCUAAAAUACAGAUUGUUACCUAUGUUAUUAAUUUUCAGGCACUGCUUUUAUGGAUUAAUAUAGCUGCAUGUUCGAUUUAUAUGAACAUUUUCUUAUGGUGUUUUCAAUUUAAAAAAUACGCUUAAUACUUUAAAGAGACUUAUCUUCUAUGUGGCAGUCGUCCCCGCUGAUUAUGUUGAACGUCUGUGUACAGAUGAACUCUACACUAGAGUCCACUAGUGAUAAGGGUGUGGAGAGCGUUAAAGAAUUACUGAUUGCCACAAAAAGCAAGUUUUAACCUCAGGUGAUAACGGUAAUGAAACUGUCCAUAGUUUUUUUUUCCAACCCUCAGUGACGUUAUUGCCAAAGUAAACGUCCCGUCUCAAUAAUUUAAAAAAACGGAAACUGAAACUUCAAUCUGCUGUUUCCGCAUAAUCAUUAACACACAAUCCGUCCAUUUUAGAGAAUAGAUACAGUCAAAACUGUCGCUGGUACAGCUAUAGCUUCACGGACAGCCAGUAAACAAGUUUUGUUAAGACGAUUAUCGGGUAAUUUAAGACUCUUAAUUUAAAACAAGUAGAAUAUUUUAUGAACAAUACAGGUGUUGAAAACGUAUUGGUGGACUUAUUCUGCGGUGGUUUUGUAGUAUUAAAAUGAACAUUUGGAGCACACAGCACACUACACACUUAACAGCUUUAAGCUUUUCUGCUGUAGUGCCUCAGUGCCACCUGGCGACAAAAAAUAAAAACGCAGUCUUUAAGGAACUCUGUAAAUUCCCAAAAUUAUCCCAGAUUGUCUCUCGCAUCAAGGCAUCGCCAGUAAUGAUAGUAAUCUGGAAUAUCACGGUCAGCAUCAUCAGGAGACGUUUGCGUACAUCAGAAUAGCCAAGAUGAAUUUACUGAAAGGGAAAGAGACUGAAAAUGAACUGUGGUAGUGGUCCUUUGAGAAAAGAGUAUAUUAAAAUACUAUGCUAAUUCAAAAUAAAAGGAAGAUUACAUUGGUUAAAACACAUGAACUAAAUAACGUUUAAGUUUAGAUUUAUAGUUUUAUAUAGUGGCAAAGUAUAGUCUUUGUGAAACUACACUGCUUUGUAUUGUGUAUCAUGAAGAGUGAUGUGUGUUAGUGCAGGGUUAGUUCAGUCACUUGAAUGAUUCACAGGCAAAGGAUAUAAUUAUUUUAGACUUUUUUAAUUUGUUGAGAAAGUCUGAUGUGAAUAAAAAUAUUCUUCCCUCUGCAUUUUGAAGUUGGAACUUCUAAUUUCAGCAGAGGUAAGAUCAGUAAACCAAGGAUCUCUGAUCUCUGUUGUUGUACUGUAGCUCCCCAAACCAAUUUUGAGUUAAUGCUCCCUACCUGCACAUUGCAUGGUUAAUAGUGAUGUUGAUUUCAAACACAAAUAUUUUCUGAUAGCUUCUGUUAGCUUCUUUCCAAAAUACUGUUCUAAUGCAUCCCCUUCUAAAGGUCAUCUGCCUGCUUUCAUGCAAAUUAUCAACCCGGAAAUCAGCCUGAAAAUUCCUGUUGUUGAUUCUCCAAUAAAGAAUGUGCACUAAAUACACGAAGAUAUGUUUGUAGAAGCAUGUUUGUAUUAUUCCUUCAAUUAAAGAUGUUUACAAUUUUA